AUGUCAAUGAAGAUAAAAUUGCAAGAAGAAAAUGAUAUUGCCAAGGCUCCCUUUAGCUUGAUUGUUUCUGGAUUUGCCCCUGUCGUAAAUAUUCAUAAAACUAUGACACUUCAACUGAGACCAAAGAAUAGACUAUUCUUUUUGAAUUUAUCAAAUGGCAAACAGAAAUUGGUGGAUCAGCGACCACACAAAUCAGGUGGUGGUUUACUUACUACUAUUGCAGAAACGUCAUUUGCAGGUCAUGUUGGAAUGAACAUAAAUCUUGAAAAUAUCUUACAAGAAAAUGAUAUUAUUAGAGAACUUUUUAAUGAAGAGCUUGGUGCUGUUAUACAAAUCAGUCAACAGAAUCUUGAAAAGGUAAAAUAA
Messenger RNA from Diversispora eburnea, 366 nucleotides. The record is from the annotation of a GenBank genome assembly. NCBI's taxonomy places the organism in Eukaryota, Fungi, Glomeromycota, Glomeromycetes, Diversisporales, Diversisporaceae.